UUCUAUGCUGCAGAACCAACCUGAAAGGCACUAUGGAGUUACCUCUCCAAUUAGCUUGGCUCCUCCUAAGGAUAUAGAUUAUAUUCAUACUCAGAAGUUAGUUGAGGCAAUGAAGCCAUUUGGGGUGUUUGAAGAUGAAGAACAACUGAAUCACAGACUUGUUGUUCUUGCUAAACUGAAUAACUUAGUCAAAGAAUGGAUUUCAGAACUUGGUGAGAGCAAGAAUCUUCCCCCUUCAGUAGCAGGAAAUGUUGGUGGCAAAAUAUUUACAUUUGGUUCUUACAGACUUGGAGUACACACCAAAGGUGCUGACAUAGAUGCUCUUUGUGUUGCUCCUAGACAUGUGGAAAGAUCAGAUUUCUUUCAGUCGUUCUUCGAAAAGCUAAAGCACCAAGAGGAAAUAAAAAAUCUAAGAGCAGUUGAAGAUGCAUAUGUCCCAGUUGUCAAGUUUGAAUUUGAUGGCAUUGAGAUUGAUCUCGUGUUUGCAAGACUCUCUGUACAAACUCUGUCUGAUAAUCUUGAUCUUGGAGAUGACUCACGUCUGAGGAGUUUGGAUAUAAGAUGCAUACGGAGCUUAAAUGGCUGCAGAGUUACUGAUGAAAUACUACAUCUAGUGCCAAAUAAAGAGAAUUUUCGACUCACGCUCCGUGCAAUUAAACUGUGGGCAAAACGACGUGGAAUAUACUCCAAUAUGCUGGGAUUUCUUGGUGGAGUUUCCUGGGCUAUGCUAGUAGCAAGAACAUGUCAGCUCUAUCCAAAUGCUUUGGCUUCCACCCUUGUUAACAAGUUCUUCUUGGUUUUCUCAAAAUGGGAGUGGCCAAAACCUGUGUUGCUGAAACAACCUGAAGAGAGUGAUCUUAACUUACCUGUAUGGGACCCUAGGGUGAAUCCAGCUGACCGGUAUCAUGUAAUGCCUAUAAUCACACCAGCAUAUCCACAGCAGAACUCCACAUAUAAUGUAUCUACAUCAACAAGAGCUGUAAUGGUGGAGGAGUUCAAACAUGGUCUUGCAGUUACAAAUGAGAUCCUUCAAGGGAAAUCAGACUGGCCAAAGCUCCUAGAGCCACCAAACUUCUUUCAGAAGUAUAAACACUAUAUUGUACUGACUGCUAGUGCCUUUACAGAAGAGCAUCACUUGGAGUGGGUUGGCCUUGUUGAAUCUAAAAUUCGUGUGCUGGUUGGAAACUUGGAGAGGAAUGAAUUUAUAAAUAUUGCACAUGUAAAUCCACAGUCUUUCCCUGGCAACAAAGAACACUGUAAACAGAGUGAAUAUGUGUCAAUGUGGUUUCUUGGAAUCAUAUUUAGGAAAGUGGAAAAUGCAGAAAGUGUUAACAUUGAUUUAACAUAUGAUAUACAGUCAUUCACAGAUACAGUUUACAGGCAGGCUAGCAACCUCAACAUGCUGAAAGAAGGUAUGAAGAUUGAGGCAGCUCAUGUGAAGAGAAAGCAGCUCCACUAUUUUUUGCCUGCAGAAAUCUUACAGAAGAAAAAGAAGCAAAGCAUGCCAGAUAUUAGUCACAGUGCUAGUGGACUUCAGUCCACAAGGGCCUCUUCAGAUGGAAGCUGUUUGGAGAGUUCCAGAGACGCGGACUCCAGAACACCAUAUAAUUUCCCUUCGUUAAAUAGGAUAUCUAAAUUGGACACCUCUGCAGCAGAAAUAGAAAGAAAUGCUGGAAUUCAAAGAGCCUCUGGGGCUAGCAGUAGGGAGAAGAUGCUUAACGUAGCCGUCCCAUCAGUGUCUAAGGGACUGUCUAUUCCAGUAAUUGGUUCAAAAAUGGAGGCUAGGGUUACCAUAAGAACAUCAGGACCUCCUUGCAUCGGUUGCACCAUUCCUACAGUAGUAGGACACGGCACAAUUUCUCGGCUUAGAACACAUCUUGCCCAAGGACAAGAGCUACAGGGGACUCCAGCUGCAAUUUCUAAAAAUGCUGCACCUAAACGACCUCACUCGCCUGCCUCAGAAGAAUGCCCUAAAAGACUGAAAGACAAAGAAAAGUUAAUUGUCCAAGUUCCAGCAUUCAAAGAUGGUGGCAAUCCAGGAGACGUAAAGAGAAAAUCUACAGAAAAUGAUGGCCUUGAAAGAAAAUCGAUGCCUGUUCCAGUUAUUGACACAUCAAGGUCACAGAGGCUUUCCAGUAAAGAGUUACCAGAUUCCUCGUCACCUGUUCCAACAAAUAAUAUUCGUAUUAUUAAAAGAUCCAUCCGACUGACCCUUAACCGGUAACUAAAGUGUCU
Molecule: messenger RNA, 2235 nt
Organism: Tinamus guttatus (white-throated tinamou)
Lineage: Eukaryota; Metazoa; Chordata; Aves; Tinamiformes; Tinamidae
Source: RefSeq, a predicted model, not a curated record